This is a messenger RNA of Endocarpon pusillum Z07020, 7482 nucleotides long. RefSeq lists its product as uncharacterized. Gene Ontology annotation, biological process: fatty acid biosynthetic process. Gene Ontology annotation, molecular function: fatty acid synthase activity; phosphopantetheine binding. The coding region runs from base 1 to 7482 and encodes 2493 amino acids. Lineage: Eukaryota; Fungi; Ascomycota; Eurotiomycetes; Verrucariales; Verrucariaceae. The record is from RefSeq and is a predicted model, not a curated record. The transcript has a single exon.
AUGGCUUGUGUCUCAGCAGAAGACUACCAGACAACGGCCAAGGAGUUCAACAACACUGAUGAUUCCACAACACUGCAACUGUGUUUACACCAACUUUUCGAGCACGCCGCGGAGAAGUACAGCGGCAAGAUCGCCCUAAUUUGUGCCAACAGGACACUCACCUUUGGAGAACUCAAUGCGGCUGCGAAUCGUUUUGCCAGAGUCCUUAUUCAGCAAGGUAUCAGGAAUGGCGACCUCGUCGGUGUGGCCCUGGAUCGCUCCGUCAACCUCGUCGCGGUGUUGCUAGCGGUCUUGAAGACCGGCGCCACGUACGUGCCUAUUGACCCGGCCUUUCCCGCAGAACGCAUCAAACAAAUGAUGGAAGAUGCCUGUCCGAAGCUCCUCAUUACCGGUGAUAACACACUCGAGGCCUUCACUUCCAGGGGAAGCGUGUACCUGAGCGUCUACGAGGUGCUGCGCAUGAUAAAUCCAGACUGUGGUGGCAGCAACCUCGGUGUGGUAGUAGGGAGCGAUGAUCUUGCCUAUGUCAUGUACACCUCCGGCUCGACUGGUCGGCCCAAGGGCGUCGAGGUCAGCCACGGGAAUAUCUCAAAUCUACUAUUGUCGAUGCAGAAGGAACCAGGGUGUAGCGAAACGGAUCGGCUGCUUGCUCUCACCACGGUAUCUUUCGAUAUGGCCGUUGUCGAGCUCAUCGCACAAAGACACGAAGUAAAAGACACCGCUGCCCUGAUCAGACUUAUGGAGCGCCAUGAAAUCACCAUAAUGCAGGGGACACCCGCAAUCUGGCAAAUGCUACUGGAUUCAGGCUGGCGAGGCCAGCCUCGGCUGAUGAAGCUCUUAUGCGGCGGCGAAGCGCUGCCUCGACCACUAGCAGAUCGCUUGCUGGCGUGUAGCGACAUGAUGUGGAAUAUGUAUGGUCCAACUGAGGCGACUGUGUAUGCGAGCAUUUGGAGGGUAUGCCAAGGCCAUGAUGUGAUUAUCGGAAGUCCCAUCAUCAACGGCCGCCUUUACGUGCUCGAUCCGAACCUGUCGCCAGUACCGCCCGGUUGUACUGGUGAGCUAUAUAUUGGAGGAGCUGGCGUGGCACGCGGUUAUCGCAACAACAGCGAACUUACCCGCUCUCGAUUUCUUGACAACCCCUUUCACGAUGGCCGGAUGUACCGAACUGGUGAUCUCGCUCGCUUUCUGGCGCCCGGAAAAUUGAGCGUCAUGGGCCGUAUGGAUGGGCAGGUUAAGAUCCGAGGCCACAGAAUUGAGCUGGGCGACAUCGAAGCGGCUAUUACUGAGUGUCAGAACAUCUCCGGCGCAGUUGUAGUCUGUCGCGAUGACCGACUGAUAGCCUAUUGCGUGCAAAAGGUGAGGCCGCUCAGGAGUGGAGUUGAAGCCAAGGCAGCGCUUGACCGUGUGAUACGCCCUUGGCUGGCUGAGCGGCUGCCAUCUUACAUGGUGCCAGCAUUCUUCGUUGAAAUGAAAGCUUUCCCGGUGACGAUGAAUGGCAAAAUUGACCGCAACGCCCUCCCGGAUCCAGUAGCGGCAAUGCAGACGACGUCCGACAUGAAGCCCGUCACUGAGUUGGAGAAUCAGAUACUCACGAUUUGGUCGAGAGUCCUUGGCCACGACCGCGUCGGCGUCAAUGACAAUUUCUUUGAGGUUGGAGGGGACUCUGCACGUGUCGUCCGCGUCCAAAAAGAGCUCGAGAGACUGCUAGGCCGGACGGUUUCGUCACCCACACUGUUUGAACACUAUACCAUCAAGACAUUGGCGGCGCAUCUGACAAGCUCGUCUGAUAUGGCUGGCCUGAAACUUGAUACCAAGCAACGUCAUGUGUAUGAUACCGAAGAAAUCGCGAUUGUCUCCAUGGCAUGUCGGCUACCCGGUGGCAUUACCACCCCAGAGGACUUUUGGAAGCUACUUGAGCGCGGUGGUGACGCCAUUACCGACGUGCCUGAGGACCGUUGGGAUGCUGAUGCCUUAUACGAUGUGAGCUCAGACGCUCACGGCAAAUCGUAUUGCCGCCGUGGUGGAUUCAUUCCUUCAAUCAACUCGUUUGAUAUAUCAUUCUUCGGCAUCUCACCACGAGAGGCACGCACACUGGACCCUUCACAUUACAUGAUGCUGGAGACCUGUUGGGAAGGAUUUGAGCGUGUGGGUUAUACUAUAGAACAGUUACGCGGUAGCCAGACUGGCGUCUUCAUCGGCAUCAGCAAUAUUUCAGCCCAUCAGCGUUUCAACCUAACCGCCAUUAAUGACUUGGCAGAUCUUGACGGGUACACGGUGACAGGCUCGGCUGGAGGCACUCUGUCCGGCCGCAUCUCCUACCAACUGGGCCUAGAGGGCCCAGCAAUGACGAUAGACACUGCGUGCUCCUCCUCGCUGGCCACGACUCACUUGGCCUGUACUGCGCUGCGUCAGGGUGAAUGCGACAUGGCCGUGUCUGGUGGCGUAAGCCUGAUACUCAAUCCCGCCCUGCAUGUGGAAUUCAGCCGGCUACAGGGCAUGUCGCCGGAUGGCCGUUGUCGGUCGUUUGCUGCCGACACCCAAGGCACAGGGUGGUCCGAGGGCUCUGUCGUCGUCAUCCUGAAGCGCUUAUCCGAUGCUCAACGCGAUGGUGAUCCGAUCCACGCCGUGAUACGUGGCACCGCCGUCAACCACAACGGCCGCAGUGCCAGCUUGGCAACGCCCAGCGGAUCUGCCCAGCAACGACUCAUUCGUACGGCCUUAACUGCGGCUAGACUGCAGCCUGAUGACAUCGACUAUGUUGAGGCUCAUGGCACCGGUACUAAACUGGGCGAUCCAAUCGAAGCUACAGCGUUGAUGGAGGUGUUUAGCCCCAGCCGCACCAAUGUAGAACCUCUAUUGAUCGGUUCGGCCAAGUCUAAUAUCGGCCACACUCAAGCCGCUGCUGGUCUGGUAGGUCUGCUGAAAGUGACGUUGGCCAUCCAGCAUAGCACCCUACCGCAGACUUUGCACGUCGCCAAGCCUACCCUGGCGGUGGACUGGCAGCGUGCCAAGAUGACCCCGGUGCUGAAAAAGCGCCCGUGGCUAUCACAAGGGAGCCGGGUGCGCCGGGCUGGUGUUAGUGCAUUCGGCAUCGGUGGCACAAAUGCUCAUAUCAUUGUCGAAGAACCACCGAGGCGGAUGAUGGUUGCUGAUAGUGCGAGGACGGUAGUUCGACUGCCUUCUAUUAUGCCGUUCCUCCUCUCGGGCGACACCGACGCAGCCCUGCGCAUGCAGGCCGAGAAAUUUCAUAGACACAUCAGCAGCACCAUUGACCAGGAUGGCCUUGGUGAUGUAGCCUACUCCCUGGCGACCACUCGCAGUCAUUUUCGAAGGCGGAUAGUAUUGUUGGCCGAAGGCAAGGCUGAGCUGCUGGAGAAGCUGGACUCGAUCAUCCAUCCGGACUCUUUCGCAUUGCCUGCUAGCGACGCUGCGGAGGCGCCAAGGCUAGCCAUCCUCUUCACCGGCCAAGGCAGCCAGUGGCCAGGCAUGGGCAAGGACCUGUGCGAGGUCUACCCCAUCUUUCGCGAAACGAUAAGCGAGAUCGCGGCCGAGUUCACGGAAUUGGAAUUGCCGCUGCUCGAUGUCAUGUGGGCGGAACCGGGCAGCACAGCCGCCACAUGGUUAAACCGUACUGACUUUGCCCAGCCUGCUCUAUUUGCUUUGGAGGUCGCGUUAUGGCGGCUGUGGCAGAGCUGGGGCGUAGUGCCGGAGUUUGUCCUCGGCCAUAGCUUAGGCGAGCUUGUGGCUGCUCAUGUAGCGGGCAUCUUGGAUCUGCCUGAUGCCUGUCGAUUAGUUGCGGCGCGUGGACGAUUAAUGCAGGCUCAAUCCGGUAAUGGCAGGAUGGUAUCGCUCGGCGCCAGCGCUGCCGAGGUAGCAAUAGCAAUUGAGCAAUUGGGCCACGGUGAUCAGGUUGAUAUCGCUCUCUAUAACGCACCAAUGCAGACAGUGAUAUCUGGCGACACAGAUGCCGUUGAAAGCAUAACGCGCCAUUUUGCUGGCCAAGGCCGCAAGACCAAGACGCUGGUCGUUGGACAUGCCUUCCAUUCCCGGCAUAUGGACGGUAUGCUACCAGACUUCCGAGCCCUAGCCGAGACUGUACGGUUUAAUCCUCCCCAGCUAAGCAUCAUCAGCAGUCUAGACGGCAGGCUGGUUGAGGCCGGUCAGCUCGAACAAGCGGACUAUUGGGUGAAGCAGGCGCGUGAGCCAGUUCGCUUUAGUGACGGCAUCCAGACUUUGGCCCGUCACGGUGUCAAUGUCUUCCUUGAGCUAGGACCGCAGCAAGUGCUUUGUGGCAUGGGUGUAGCGUGUCUUGCAGACGAUGACAAAAGCAAGUCCAUUGCCUGGUUGCCAUCUCUCAACGGUCGCAAAGAAAGCGCCUUGAUCCUUCAACAAAGUGUUGCCACUCUACAUAUGCGGCACGUGCCUAUCGACUGGCCAGUCUAUUUUAAGCCUUUUGGCUGUCAGCGCGUAGAAAUACCAACAUACGCCUUCCAGCGGGAAUACCAUGUCCGUCUCGACACGCAGCCAGGUGCUGCUGCUAAUGAUAUCAGCAAUACCACCAGCCGUGCUCGCAAAGGCCGUCAAGGGCGCUUCCAGUUCGGGAUAGUGUGGCAUCCAGUGAAGACGCACAAUGUCCAUUCAAGCGGGACCUGGGGUCUUUUGCUUCGAGCUGACAAUGUGACGUGGGCAGGGCGUGUGACAGCCAGUCUGUCGCGAGCUGGUAUACGACUGGUCGAAGUCGAGCAUCUCAAGCAUGCUGGGAAGCUGGAUGGUCUGAUGUGCCUGUGGGACUCGGAUACCGACGUUAUAUCUCAGACGCGAGAUGUCAUUGCAGAGGCGCUGACACAGCUGCAGACAGCAGCCCAGACUCAUUUUAUGCCGCCGCUUGUAUGGGUCACUCACCAGGCGGUCGGUACUGGUACCGAGUCCGACGACCAGGCCAUGAGACUUGGAACGGCUCCGUUAUGGGGUCUUAUGCGGACUGCCAGGAACGAGCAUCCGGAAUUGCACUUGCGCCUGGUCGACCUGGCUGAGGAAACAGGCACCUGUAUCGCAUCAGCGUUGACGCUAAACACCGAGCCGGAAUGCGCUGUGCGCCAGGGCCGAGUGCUUGUCCCACGGAUGCAGCGCGUUAAUUGGGUACCGAAGCCACUAGCCGAGCAACGACUUAUCCGACCGGACGGUGCAGUGCUGAUAACAGGCGGCCUCGGCCAUCUUGGAGCGCGCGUAGCACGAUGGCUGGCGAGUGACCAUGACAUCCGCGACCUGGUACUGACCUCACGCCAUGGCAUGGAAGCUUCCGGCGCGGAUGCAUUGGUACUCGAACUCUCUAGAAUCGGCGUCAGAGUUACGGUGACUGCCAGCAACAUAGCCGAUCCAGACAGCGUCAAUUCAAUCAUGGCAAUGUUCAGCAAAGACCGGCCGCUGCGAGGCGUAGUCCACGCGGCCGGUGUGGUUGACUCCGGUGUCCUCUCAGCCAUGACGCCGGAGCGGUGCGCAACGACGCUUGCGCCCAAGGUGUACGGCGCUUGGCUCCUGCACCAAUCAACUCACAAUAUGGAUCUGGACCUCUUUCUGAUGUUCUCUUCCAUCUCUGGCGUUAUGGGCAUGCCGGGUCUUGCGAAUUAUGCUGCAGCCAACGCCUUUCUUGAUGCGCUGGCAUACCUGCGUCGCGCCCAGCACUUGCCGGCCACCUCAGUGGCAUACGGCACCUGGGCAGGCGACGGCAUGGCGUCCAGACUUAGCGAAACCACCCGAGCUCACCUCACUCACUUUGGCCUUGACCCUCUCACACCCGAUGAGGGGCUGGCGCUAUUUAAACAAGCUGUGGUCAGCACUCGUGCGCUGACCGUGGCAGCCGCGCUCGAUUUGGGACGGCUUCAGGGCUUCUUUGAGGAACAGGGCGGUAUACCGCCAUUGCUUCAUUCGCUUCUAACUCAGGACAGCACCCUUGCCUCCCGAGGCUGGGAUCUGGGCAAGGUGUUGAGCGAAGCUGACCCUGGGCAGCACGCCGGUAUUGUGCUGAACAUGAUCCGAGAAGUCGUUGCCAAGGCAUUGGGUUAUACGCACCCGCUUGAUGUGGAUGUUGACCGUCCUUUGCAAGACAUUGGAAUUGACUCCUUGACCGCGGUCCAGAUGCGCAAUCAUCUGGCGACACUGACGGGCCUGACGCUCUCCGUCAAUAUUGCUUUCCUUUAUCCAAACCUAAAGGCGCUCAGCCAGUCCCUGUUGUCCCAGCUGCAGGACAUGGAUACGUCGUCCACCACAAAGGCAUCGAGCAGUGCGACUUCUGCCACCACGGCAUUUGACUCUCCUCAUUUGAAUAUGGAGGCAGUCCGCAAAGGCUGUCUCGACAGCAGCUUCAGGUUCGACAACGUAACUCGGGAUCCAGCUAAAUGUACCACACGUCCCGACUCCGUCUUUCUCACAGGCGCUACAGGUUUUGUCGGUGCCUCUAUCCUGUACGAGCUGCUCAAGCAGGGCAUCACUACGCACUGCCUCGUGCGCGCCGACGGCGUCGAUAAGGCACGGCAGCGGGUGGUGGGCACUCUGGAAGACUAUGGUCUCUGGCAAGCCAACUUUGCGUCACUGAUCAACCCGACAGUCGGUGACAUGGCUCAACCCUUGCUCGGCUUGACCGAGGAAGUAUUCGACGACUUGGCAGAUCGAGUUGAUGCCAUUUGUCACUCGGGCGCUCUCGUCGAUUGGAUGCGGCCGCUGGAAGACUACGUCGGUCCCAAUAUCGUCAGCACCCACGAGAUUCUGCGCCUGGCCUCACGCGGCUGUGCCAAAGCAGUCCAUCUUGUGUCCACGAUCUCGACAUUACCCAAGCAUAUGGGCCUCGACCUUAGCGCGGCAGACCAAGAAUACGGCUAUGGGACCUCCAAAUACAUUGCAGAGAGGCUGGUGGCAGCGGCUCGUUGGCGCGGCGCCAGGGCAUGCGUCUACCGUUUACCCUAUGUCACUGCCUCGACUGCGACUGGUCACUUCCGGCUCGAUCGCGGCGACUUCUUACACAACUUGAUUGUCGGAAGCCUUGAAAUGGGAGCGUUCCCGUCAUUGGAUGCUGAUAUGUCCGCUGUGCUACCCAUCGACUACCUAAGUAAAACCAUCGUAGCCGUAAUGACACAAGAUUUGCAUCGAAUGGGCCGGGACUGGGACUUUUUGAACACACGUGCACCGACCUGCAAUGACUUCUUCAAGCUGAUAGGUGCCGUUGGUGGUGGGAAGGAGAUCGUAACCUUCGGUUCGUGGAAGCAACAGGCACUGGACUAUGCUGCCGCACAUCCGACAAGCCCUCUGGCCCGCAUCACUGCUGUUUUCGACAGCUACACAGACAAAACCGCGGCUGGUAUGUUCAAGGGUGCAUCUGUUGGAGAGCACGUCUUUGGGGACGAUGAUUAUCCCGCGCCCUUGAUUAACGAGCAGUUUGCUGAGACAUAUCUAAAUCGUAUUUACACGCAUUCUAAUAGAAACACUUAA